CAAAAUUCGGAAGGAGUAACAGAUUACUGACCGAGGCUUAAAAGUUCUCCCACGAAACCUCCCCAAAUUGACAAAAGAAAAUCUAGAAGCUCAGAAAUGGAUUCAGAAACCCAGCAAAAAAUCGAGGAGACCGUCCUCGAGAUUCUAAAGGAUGCAGACAUGGAGUCGACCACCGAGUACAAGAUCCGAACCAUGGCGGCGGAGAGGCUAGGCCUUGACCUCUCCGUUCCCGAUCGCAAGCUUUUCGUUCGCCAAGUCGUCGAGUCAUUUCUCCAAUCCAAAACCCUAGAAGAAAAAGAACAGCAACAGAAAGAAGAAGAAGAAGCUGAGCAGCGAAAGGAAGAGGAGGUUGAGGAGGAGGAGGAGGAGAAUGAUGGAAAGCAGAAGAGAGAGUACGAUGACGAAGGCGAUCUCAUCAUCUGCAGGUUGUCGAACAAGAGGCGGGUGACGAUUCAGGACUUCAGGGGGAGGACGCUGGUGUCGAUCAGGGAGUACUACGAGAGAGACGGGAAGCAGCUGCCUUCCUCUAAAGGUAUAAGCCUGACAGCAGAACAGUGGGAGGCCUUCAACAAAGCAGUCCCAAAGAUAGAAGAGGCCAUUAAGAAGCUGGAAGGGGAGGACUGAGGUCGCCGUUAGAUUUUGCCUCCUAGUCUUUUGGGAACCACGAUUAUGUACUUUUUUUCUUUUUUUUUGUAUACUUUUGCUUGGAGAAAUUUGUGUUCUGAAAGCAGGAGACCUGGUUACUCUGGUGAAACUUUUGUCCCGUGGCUUCGUAGCUUAUGGCUUAUGCAACACUUUUGUGCCGUCCAUAAUAUAUAAAUAGCCUUGUUUGUUUCAAA
Molecule: messenger RNA, 839 nt
Organism: Asparagus officinalis (garden asparagus)
Lineage: Eukaryota; Viridiplantae; Streptophyta; Magnoliopsida; Asparagales; Asparagaceae
Product: RNA polymerase II transcriptional coactivator KELP
Exons: 3
Coding region: 97-624 (175 amino acids)
Biological process (GO): positive regulation of transcription initiation by RNA polymerase II
Molecular function (GO): DNA binding; transcription coactivator activity
Source: RefSeq, a predicted model, not a curated record